ACACGAACGUACGGCAACGAGCACAGUCCCUCGUUUCGAACACGCCUUGUUCGAAAGUCUCUGAGAAAAAUUUAACUCACUGUCCGUGUGACGUACGUCUACAAUCUUCCGACGCCAUGGACGACCUGGAAUUAAUGAAUGCCCCGGAUUUGUUCCGGCUACGAACCACUGCAAAACGCCAGCACACGAACCUCGUUACGCGAGUGUACAACAUGAUUAACAGGCGGGCAGCGCAAGCUUGAUUCGUGGUGUUGUCAACGGAUCUUGAAGCUGCGCUAGAGCGUAUCACGGCGAUUAACGAGCGGUACGUCAUCGCGGGAGAGCUGGAUGAUCAAGAAAGAGCGGCAGCAGAGGACUACAUCCAAGGCGUUGCUGCGGUAAAUAGGCAAGCACGGCUUGCCAUUGGAGGGUAUUUACAACCCGGCACUAACCCGCGCUUAGAAGGAUGGAUCGUUGAAGACUCGAAUAUUGAUCAAGCUCUGCAGCAGAAUCCGCCGACUGAAUCCACUGGAGCAGAAGAAGAUCAGGAUAGCGGUCCAAAGCAUCAUGAAAUAAACCAACGACCUGUUCACAGGACCACGCCGGCCGAUCCUCCCAUCGACCCAUUAAUUUUGGGCUCAACUGGUGGCGUCAAUAACCAAACCGAGCCUAACGUGGCCAAUAAAGCGAAACGACGAAGAAUUGAACUUGAAUUCGAACUCGAAAGGAAAAAGGUUGAACGUUCCCGCAAGAUGGAUGAUCUUUUGCGUCAAUGCGAGAGAGAAGAAGAAGAUCUUAAAAUGGCAAUCGAGUGCGAAAGGGUCUUGGCUGGUGCGCUUGAUGGAUCAAUUCAAGGAAACCCAAUCCUUUCAUCCACACCAAAGCGCAAUAUGGAUACCGUCUGAAACUUACGACCCGUAGAAGCAAACGAAAGAUCGGCAACAUUCGCUCCGCCAAGUCGUUGGCCAAAGAUUAUCGUCGAAAAAUUCAACGGGGAUCCGCGAAAAUGGCAAAGAUUCGCGCAUGGUAUUCACGCCACCGUUCGCGACGCGAACAUCCCUGACUCCUACAAGCUUUUGGGCCUUCAAGACAACAUUACUGAAGAUAUUCGGAAAAGGAUGGGCCAUAUUUUCAACGGAUCAUAUGCAUUUGAGUCGGCUUGGAUUGAAUUAGAAGUUAAAUAUGGAAAUCCAGGUCUUAUAAUGCAGGCGCAUAACCAGCACCUUCUCCAAGUCCAGCCUUUCAAAACCAGGGACUUUAAUUCGCUCUUCACUUUAGCGGCAGAUGUCCGUGAUGCCGUAUCGAGCAUUUCCGUUGAGCACUCAAAGGAAUUUAGGUUUUCAACCGUCAUCACCUCGCUCGCCUCAAAGCUUCCAAUUCAGCUUCAAAUCGACUGGGGAAAAUAUGCAUAUUCCCUUCGUCCGAAUCUACCAUCGAUACGAGAUUUCGACAAGUGGAUUGAUAUCGCUGUCGGAGCAGAAGAGUAUCGCGGAAUUCGACUUUCCCAAGGCGGCUAUGGUCAACCUGGUAGCAGUGGUUAUCGUGGACCUACUGUGUUGACGAACGGAAUUCAAGAAAGGGUAGCAGCUCCGCAGUGCCCUGCCUGCAGUGCCAAUCCUGGUCAUCGCCUCGAGUAUUGCAACGUUUUCAAGAAAAUGUUGGUCAACAAACGAGCAGCUCUCUGCGCCGACAACAAUUUUUUUUUCAAAUGCUUGACACAAGGCCACUACGGAAGAAAUUGCUCCCGCACUGACGUGAAAUGUAAUGACUGCGAAAAGGCCCACAACACUCUCUUACACGGAGCCGAACGCCAAUUUCCGUCUGCAAAAAGUCAAGGUAACGAAUCUCUAAAUGUAUUAACGAUUCGUGCACCUAACCCGAACCGCAUACGUCCCGUAUUGCUAGCCAUCCUACCCGUCACUGUAAAAGGUAAUGAGUCCGUCGCCGAAACAUUUGUGGUAUUAGAUCCGGGGAGCGAAGCCACGCUCAUUACGAACGCUCUCGCAGAAACUUUAAAUUUGAAAGGACCCACCUUUCGUAUCCGCUUCGGUAACUUCAAUGAUUCAAUCACCAUCGACUCUAAGGUCGUUUCGUUCCGCAUUGCGUCUAUGAACUAUGAAGCCUCCAUCAGUGAAGCUUUUCUCGUUCAAAAAAUCAGUCUAUCACCUAGAAAGAUCGAUUGGCCAAAACUGAAGACACACUGGGCUCAUCUCGCAGACUUAAAUUUGCCAGCAAUAGACUCUUCUCAAGUUGGUGCAUUGAUUGGAGCGGACCAACUUUCGGCCCAUAUACAAAAGGAGAUUAGGGAAUCAAUUGAAGAUGACGACCCUACAGCGAUUCUAACUCAAUUUUUGAUGGUCGGUGUUUCCCAUGAUGAGGCGCUAUGUAAUCUCGUAGAACAAUUUCACUCUACCGAGUCUUUCGGUACGGAUGUUUAUGCUCCCACGAUCACCUCGGCCGAAGAUGCUCAAGUAAUAGCCGUGCUCGAAUCAUCAGCAAUUUUCAUCGGGUGCGGAUGGCAGGUGGACCUCCCUCUACGCUCAGAAGGCUUUGUCUUCCCUAAUAAUAGAAAACAGGCUGUGUCUAGGUAUUAUGGGAUGGAACGACGUCUCUCGCUGCCGGAAAACCAACAUUAUGCGGACAAAUACAAUCUCAUCGUAAAAAAGCUUAUUGAUUCCGGCACCGCUGUAAAGGUAAACUCGUCUGCAAUCAACAAGCCGGAAGGAAUGAUAUGGUAUUUGCCGCAUCACUUCGUUGAAAAUCCAAACAAACCAGGAAAAAUCAGAGUGGUUAUGGAUUGUGCUGCGAGUUUUUGUCAAGUCUCGCUCAACACCCAACUUCUCCAUGGGCCGCCGUUGCUCCCAAAGCUAAUAGGAGUGCUUCUACGAUCGAGGGAAUGUCUUUUUGCGCUUUCUGCGGAUAUAGCGGCCUUUUAUCAUCGCGUCGGAAUUCCAGAAAAACAUCAGUCUCUCCAACGAUCUGUUUUCCGCGAAUUCGGAAGCAAUAAACCGCUGAAGACAUAUCAAAUGACGACCUUGGUAUUUGGGGCAGUUCAUGCAUCAACCGCGGCAAUUUGGGUCUUGCAGCAUGCGGUCAGUCAAAACAGAAAUUAUCCCGAAGUUGCAUCGCGAAUAAGGCAAAAUUUUUACGCUGAUAAUUUAAGUGACUCGUUCGACACCGAAAAGGAAGCCAUAAAAUUCGCAAAGGACGUCACAGAAUCGCUGGCGAUCGGUGGUUUUAAAUUAACGGGCUUUGCGUCCUCAUCUAAACGAGUCCUAGAAACAAUCCCAGUGGAAGACCGAGCCGGAUCGAUCCUUGACUUAAAUUAUGGCGCCUUACCGACAGAAUACAUUUUGGGGCUCACAUGGGCCUGCAACAGCGACUGUUACAAAUUGAGAGUUAAAGAGCUGCCUCCAAUCAUGACGAAACGGGAGUUGUUGUCGGCGAUGUCAAGAGAAUUUGACCCAUUAGGAAUUUGCCUUCCGGUCAUUACGAAUGCAAAACUACUCUUUCAAGAAACGUGCAAACUACAAUCAGGGAUUCCCCCCUAUAAGAAGCCGAUUGGGUGGGACGAGCUUUUACCAGAUUGCAUUCUGGCAAAGUGGAAUAUAUGGGCCGGCUCAUUGUCAUCUCUCUCUCAAAUUUCCAUUAGGCGAUGUUUUCGGUCAAGUGACGAGAAGCGCGCAGAUUGCAUAUUUGACCUCAUCGUUUUCUCGGACUCAUCUCUCCUUGCGUUCGGAGCUGUGGCUUACCUAAAGACAACCUGUCACGGCAAAAUGCACCUCGACUACGUUAUGGCGAAGGGCCGCAUCGCACCCACCAGCAUCCUAAGUAUUCCCAGACUGGAGCUACAAGCGGCGGUACUAGCGAUCAGAAUGACGAAAUCCAUCAUAAGAGAAAUGCGCAUCCCGAUAUCAUCCAUCGAAUACCGAACUGACUCCGAAAUCGUGCUUCACCAGAUAAAUUCUUCACAUCACAAGCAUCCAACUUUCGUGGCCAACAGAAUCGGCGAAAUUCUCCGUCACUCUAGUCCCGAGCAGUGGAAAUUCAUAUCUGGUAAGGAUAAUCCGGCCGAUGACUGCACUAGAGGCAUCACCCCUGACUGCUUCAAAUCCAAUAGUCGGUGGCUAACCGAACCGUCCCAGUCGCAGUUGUCAGCAGCACAAGUUUUGACUGCGUCGCUCAACCAAGCAGAAGAUGCUGACCCAUCCAUUGCACUGUCGGUGUGUGCCCUAGAUUUUUUCUCCCUUCCCGUCAAAACCUCAUUGCCAGCCGUUUCAAAGUUGAUUGCGGAUAGUCAAGAUGGUCUUGCUCGGGUAAAGCGUGAUGUAGCCUUGUCAUUGCGCAAAGGAGCCAAUUUGGAGUUGCCAAUCACUGAUGAUGAAUUAAAGCAAGCAAUGCGGACGUGCAUCAUUGUUGCCGCCGAGGAAGCGUUUCCGGAAGAAAUCAUCGCUCUCAGAAGUGGGAAUCUAAUUCCGAGAGAUUCCGUCCUUCGUAAUGUGAAUCCUUACAUCGAUCCUGCGGACGGGCUAAUGAAGGUGGAUGGCCGUCUUAAACAUGCCAAGCUGCCACAGCACGCGCGACAACCUGUUAUUCUUCCCUCGGAUCAUCGUCUGACCUCGCUGAUUGUUUCUGAUGCUCAUAACGAAAUUAAUCAUGCGGGAGUAGAACACACUCUUUCAAUUAUGUGUACAGCCCGGCCACCCAUCAUGGCCAGUCUUCCUAAGGAAAGACUGCUGCCAUUCGUUCGACCCUUUUCAACAUCUGGUCUCGACUUCUUUGGACCUUUUAACACCGUGAUCGGUCGACGCACUGAAAAGUGUUAUGGUCUUCUCAUUACGUGCUUUUCAACCCGUGCUAUACACCUGGAAUUAGUGUACUCUCUCUCCGCCGACUCCUUUCUGAUGGCGCUGCGGCGGUUUAUUGCUGAUCGUGGCCAUCCUACAACCAUUUAUUCGGACAACGGGACCAAUCUGGUUGCGGGAGAGAAGGAGCUGCGCGAAGGAAUUGUGAACCUCAACUCAAAGCUGGUGACCGAGGAGAUGAUCGAUCUGGGAAUCAAUUGGAAAUUUUCGCCGCCAUCAGGCCCGCAUUUUGGUGGUUCGUGGGAGCGCCUUGUCGGCUCCAGCAAGAAAUCUUUGCGCGCUGUUCUGGAAGAGCGCAGCGUUAAUGACGAGGUGUUGCUGACUGUAUUAAAGGAAGUUGCGUCGCUCCUCAACACUCGCUCUCUCACGCAUGUUUCAAGUGAUCCGUCCGAACCGGAACCGUUAACGCCAAAUCAUUUUAUCUCGGCUGCCAUCAUCCCCAUUAUCCGCCGGAUGUCGAAGAAGCGUUUUGUGGCUUGA
Daphnia magna is the source of this 5324-nucleotide messenger RNA. RefSeq lists its product as uncharacterized. The transcript is spliced from 4 exons. Gene Ontology annotation, biological process: DNA integration. The record is from RefSeq and is a predicted model, not a curated record. Gene Ontology annotation, molecular function: nucleic acid binding. NCBI's taxonomy places the organism in Eukaryota, Metazoa, Arthropoda, Branchiopoda, Diplostraca, Daphniidae.